Olea europaea var. sylvestris is the source of this 2647-nucleotide messenger RNA. RefSeq names its product probable GTP diphosphokinase RSH2, chloroplastic. Gene Ontology annotation, cellular component: chloroplast. Gene Ontology annotation, biological process: guanosine tetraphosphate metabolic process. Bases 362 to 2518 code for a protein of 718 amino acids. Lineage: Eukaryota; Viridiplantae; Streptophyta; Magnoliopsida; Lamiales; Oleaceae. The transcript has 6 exons. The record is from RefSeq and is a predicted model, not a curated record.
GCAAAUCUGGUGCAGAAGAAGAAAACCCUAAAAUUCUUCCAAAAUUUCUCUAUAUACAAAAUCUUCUUCUGACAAAUUAUUUUCCCCAGAUUUCACUAUCUUCAAAUUAAAUUUCCCAAUAAGAACUCCAAAAAUUCCAACCCAAAUCUUUAUAGAAUUGAAUUAGCUUCGAAAUUCCUCAAAAAUCUGCUUUUUUUUUUUUGGUUUGGUUUGGUUUGGUUUGGUUCAAUUCAUUUAGAUUGACGAUUCUUUUGUGUGUUUGUGCACAAUACAAAUCAUAAACAGGAAUUAGGUUUGACAUUGUUAUAAUUAUUAUAAUCGUAGUGAAAGCUUUGAAAUUUGAUUAAUUGAGGUUGGAAUUAUGCCGGUUCCAACGAUAGCUCUGUACGCUAGUCCACCGAGCAGCGUGUGCUCCGCGCCUUACGAUUUUGAUUUCAAUGGUCGGUCAACGUCGUCAGCAUCGGCUUCAGCGUCGCCUUCGCAGAAACCUGUCAUCGGCGGGCUAUCGGCCUUGCUUUCUUCGCCAUCAGUGAAAUCCUCGAGUUAUUCAAGUGGAUCCGAAGAAUCAGGGUCGUUAUGGCACGAAAGAAACGAAGAAUUGGGGUCAUCUUUUCGGUACUCGUCCUUCAAGCGAGAUCAGGGCCAUCAGAGCCCGGUUUCUGUGCUCCACCGCCCAAGUAGUUCGAUUGGGUCGAGCUCCAGAAGUCCACCGGUGAGACCUAUUGCUGGAGAUUUGAGAAUUUCAGGGGAUAUAAAUUCAAUACGGUCAGGGAGUGGAGGAUUGUUCAAUGGGUUUGUCAGGCACUCCAUGGGUUCAUUUGUCGAAUAUGAUUCUUCACCGGGUUUGCAAGUGAAUGGUUUCAAUCCGUCCCCUUCAUCGGCUGUGUUCGGUGAUGAGCUUACGUUUAACAUGGAAGAUAAUUUCUCGGAGUUGGAAAUGCCCCAUUAUGCAAGAGACUUGCUUUCAGAAGCGCAAUCUAGGCAUUUAAUUUUCCGGGAUGAUUUUGUCAUCAAAGCUUUUGAUGAAGCUGAAAAAGCCCAUAGAGGCCAGAUGCGGGCAAGUGGGCAUCCUUAUUUGCAGCACUGUGUGGAGACCGCCGUUUUUCUGGCAACUAUUGGGGCUAGUGCUACAGUUGUUGCCGCAGGGCUUUUGCAUGACACUGUUGACGAUUCUUCUGUGUCUUAUGACUAUAUUUUCAAGAAGUUUGGAGCUGGGGUUUCUGAGUUGGUAGAAGGGGUGUCUAAAUUGAGCCAUUUGAGCAAGCUUGCACGCGAGAAUAACACAGCCAGUAGAACUGUUGAGGCAGACCGAUUACAUACCAUGUUCCUUGCAAUGGCAGAUGCUAGGGCUGUUCUCAUCAAACUGGCGGAUCGAUUGCACAACAUGAUGACUUUGGAUGCACUACCUAUAAUCAAGCAACAGAGAUUUGCAAAGGAAACGUUGGAAAUUUUUGCUCCAUUAGCUAACCGAUUAGGGAUCUCUACUUGGAAAGAGCAACUUGAAAAUCUCUGUUUUAGGUAUCUCAAUCCAGAUCAGCACCAAGAAUUGUCAUCCAAACUUGUGAAGUCCUUUGAUGAGGCUAAGAUUUCUUGUGCUGUAGAUAAACUAGAGCAGGCUCUGAAGGAUGGCGCCAUUUCUUAUCACUGUUUGUCUGGACGCCAUAAGAGCUUGUAUAGCAUCUAUUCUAAGAUGUUGAAAAAGAAGCUGAAUAUGGAUGAAAUUCAUGAUAUCCAUGGUUUGAGAUUGAUUGUCGAAACUGAGGAUGAUUGUUAUAAGGCUUUGAGAAUUGUUCACAAGCUAUGGGGUGAAAUACCUGGGAGGUUCAAGGAUUACAUAGUUUAUCCCAAGUUUAAUGGGUACCGAUCUCUUCAUACAGUAGUGAUAGGUGAGGGUAUGGUUCCACUUGAAGUUCAAAUUCGAACAAAAGAGAUGCAUUUGCAAGCUGAGUAUGGAUUUGCUGCUCAUUGGAGAUACAAGGAAGGUGAUUGUGAACAUUCCUCUUUUGUGCUUCAGAUGGUUGAAUGGGCGCGUUGGGUUGUCACCUGGCAGUGUGAGGCUAUGAGCAAAGACAGGUCAUCCAUUAGCUUUGUUGACUCCAUGAAGCUGCCUUGCACAUUCCCUUCUCAUUCUGUGGAUUGCCCAUUUUCUUGCAAACCACAUUGUGGCUCAGAUGGACCUGUCUUUGUUAUCAUGAUUGAGAAUGAUAAGAUGUCCGUGCAGGAGCUCCCAGCAAAUUCAUCUGUUACGGAUCUGUUGGAAAGAACAGGUCGAGGCAGUUAUAGAUGGACUCCCUAUGGAUUUCCUCUGAAGGAAGAGUUGAGGCCGCGGCUGAACCAUGAACCAGUUAGUGAUCCCACCUGCAAGCUAAAAAUGGGUGAUGUGGUGGAAUUAACUCCGGCCAUCCCAGACAAGUCACUGACAGAAUACCGGGAGGAGAUUCAACGUAUGUAUGAUAGGGGCCUUAACAUAUCAAGCGCAGUGCCUGCUGCCAACACCAUGGCUAGGUUAAGUAGUUGACCCCUUUGGCUCCCCUGAUUGUAUUAUGCGAUUGAUACAAAAUCACGACUAGUUAUUCUGUAGAUAAACGAUAACGAUCUGUAAAGAACACCUUAUUGUUUGUUUAUGAAGGUAAACGAUCUUCUGAAA